Tigriopus californicus is the source of this 710-nucleotide messenger RNA. RefSeq lists its product as uncharacterized. Lineage: Eukaryota; Metazoa; Arthropoda; Copepoda; Harpacticoida; Harpacticidae. Gene Ontology annotation, biological process: cristae formation. Gene Ontology annotation, cellular component: MICOS complex. The coding region runs from base 47 to 625 and encodes 192 amino acids. The record is from RefSeq and is a predicted model, not a curated record. The transcript is spliced from 5 exons.
UGCACUAGUCAUGAUCUUUUUUUUUUUCAGAUAACUAGACUAAGAUAUGGCUGGUGAUGAGGAGAAAAAGGCUCCUUCAUCGGGACGAAUUCUCAAACCCGUGGAUAUCCCGAUAUACGGAUUUCCAGAGACCCCCAAACCCCAGUUAAAAGUGGUCGAGUCCGAGCCCGGAUGGAUCAAAUCCGCCUUCACCGCCAUUAGAUUGAGUCUCAGGGAAGUCACCGGUCCUUUGGGAGACGUGCAAGACAAAGUAAACCACAUUUAUGAAACGGGCGUGGCUCAUUCCAAGGGAGCCUACAAUGAUUUGAUGGAAGAAGACAAUGGAGCCGCCCGUUUAGGUGUGAUUGCUGCCGGUGGCUUAUUGGGCUACACCGUGGGCGCCUUAAGAGGACGUCUGUUCAAGAAGCUGUUCUAUUCCACCUUGGGCUUCGGUGGAUCUGCGGCCGUCUGUUACCCUCAAGAGGCCAAUGCUUUGAGUAAGGAGGCCUUGGAUGAAGGCCGCCAAAUCGGUCUUAUCGCUUACAACUUCGUCACAGGAGUGGAACCGGAGUCUUCCAAAGUGGAUAUUUCUCUCUUAACCGAGGAAGACAAAAAGGAUCUUGAAUCAGUCCCAUCCAAGCAGUGAAGCAAGAAUGUCGUGAUUUUAGUGCCUUCAGGCAACAUAAUAAAGAGUAAAAAAAAGAUAAUAGAAAAGAAUUAUUCUACCUUUG